AAACAUAUGUACUUUUUUUAGACUGGCCAUAGCAUCUUUUAUAUUAUUCAAAACAUGGUUUGCAUGGAAAGUUUGCUUUGUGAUGAGGUAUGCCCUUCAAGCCCCCCUGCAGUGACUACUGAGCCUUUCGGUCACAGUAACUUUGGAUCCUCAAUGUAUACAACUAAGGAAGACUAUGAGCAGGCUCUUACCAUAUGCAUGGAGAAGGAGAUCAGCUACAUGCCUGAACCUAAUUAUCUAGAGAACCUAUCUUCCAAUAAUUUGGUCAUUGCUAGGUUAAAAUGCAUUCAGUGGUUCAUCAAGUCUGCAGGUCGGUUGAACCUCUCCCUUGGAACCGUUUUCUAUGCUGCAAAUUACCUUGAUCGGUUCAUAUCCAUGAACCAUUGCACUGGAUGGAAAUAUUGGAUGGUUGAAUUGGUGUCUGUUGCCUGCUUAUCUAUUGCCAACAAGUUCAGUGAUACCUGCAAUCCUUCCCUGCUUGAACUUCAGAUGGAAGAUCUGGACCAUUCAUUUGAGCCAAGCACAAUCCAACGAAUGGAAAUGAUGGUGCUAAAUGCAUUAGGAUGGCGCCUUGCGUCUACAACAGCUUACUCUUACCGACUGUUGGAAUGGAUUCUGGACUCUUUGAAGCCCCAACUUCAUGAAAAGCUCAUAGGCCGACUUAACAAAUUGCUUCUUGGAGCUAUUUCAGAUUCCAAGCUUCUGGAUUUUAGGCCAAGUGUGGUUGCAAUAUCUGCUCUAAGGUGCAGUCUGGAUAAGAUACAACUUUCAGAAGCCAUAUCUGAUAACGCCUACCUCACGUGUCUUACAAGUCUAUUGGAUCAUGACCAAAAGUGUGAGUUGGUGAAGUGCCAUAUGAUGAUGGAGGAGCAAUAUUCAUCAGUUGAUUGUUUGGACAACUUAAGAGCUCACCGGGAUUUUCAUUACUGCCCUUCAAGUCCCACGACCGUGCUGUUGAAGAAUCGUAUUAAUUUUUAUGAUUUUCAUGUUGAUUUCUCUCUCUUUAAGAUGAGAGAUCAAACAAUGAUCACCGGGAUUAACAAGAGAAAGCGAGAAGAUCACUACCCUAAUUAA
This is a messenger RNA of Malus domestica (apple), 1074 nucleotides long. Its product is annotated as putative cyclin-D7-1. Lineage: Eukaryota; Viridiplantae; Streptophyta; Magnoliopsida; Rosales; Rosaceae. Gene Ontology annotation, molecular function: cyclin-dependent protein serine/threonine kinase regulator activity. The record is from RefSeq and is a predicted model, not a curated record. Gene Ontology annotation, cellular component: cyclin-dependent protein kinase holoenzyme complex; nucleus; cytoplasm. Gene Ontology annotation, biological process: mitotic cell cycle phase transition; regulation of cyclin-dependent protein serine/threonine kinase activity.